CAACAGUUGCAUAGGGAUGUAUGUAUGCACUUUGCGAGUAUGCACUUGAAUGGGGCAUAUUUAGGUACAUAUAUAUCGGCAAAAGGAAUUGACGAGGUUGAUCAUAAGCCAAGGACGGUUUCUUCGAGAUAUCUCGUGCCAUCUGUUGUUACGAAAGAAACACGAGGCAAUGUGGUUAUCAGUGAAUCGAGCAAGGUUCGUCGUGUUUAAAGUAGACCGAGAUACUGGGGCUGACUCGAGCCCCGUUAAGUCCUUGUGACCUUUCGUAGUUUGUGGUGACCUUCACGGGAGGUUGCCCGUAGAACUAUUCGUCCGUCCACAAUCUACUUGUUCUUCAUCUAUUUCCUUUCCUGUUGUGGUACAUCGUUUCGAGCGGAAGUUUAAAUUUGUACAAAUUUAAGGGUGCAAAAGAGCCAACAAAAUGUCAAGAGAACGCGUAUCUAGAAGAUUUUACCGCAUGGACAGCAGUAAUGAUUUAUUAGAAUUUAUGGAUCGUGGAUAUUCAGCACAGCAUGAAAAUCGAUGGAAUUUUGAAGUUGCAUGGGAGGCUGCCAAUAAGGUUGGUGGUAUAUACACUGUAAUACGUUCCAAAGCUUUUGUAUCAACAGAAGAAAUGGGAGAUCAAUAUUGUCUUAUUGGCCCAUACAAAGAAACCUCAGCACGUACUGAAGUAGAGGAAGCUGAUUUUCCACAUAAUAAUCCACUGCAUUUAGCUGUACAAGCUUUACGUGAUCAAGGAUUUAAAGUGAUAACAGGGACCUGGCUAGUGGAUGGAAACCCACAGAUCAUUCUGUUCGAUAUUGGAAGUGCAGCAUGGAAGUUGGAUGAAUAUAAGCAGGAAUUAUGGAAUACUUGUAAUCUUGGUAUUCCUCAUUUGGAUAUAGAAGCUAAUGAUGCAGUUAUUCUUGGUUAUCUUGUGUGUCAAUUUAUUUCUGAAUUCAGACAAGCUGCCGAAGGGUAUUGCGAUGUUCCUCCUCGAAUCGUGGUUCAUUGUCACGAAUGGCAAGCCGGUGUUGGUAUAAUCGCGUUAAGAACCAGACACGUAGACGUUGCUACAGUUUUUACUACACAUGCCACUCUUCUAGGAAGAUACUUAUGCGCGGGAAAGAUUGAUUUCUAUAAUAAUUUAGAUAAGUUCAACGUGGACGAAGAAGCAGGAAAGCGUCAAAUUUAUCAUAGAUACUGUAUGGAACGUGCGGCUACGCAUUUAGCGCAUAUAUUCACAACUGUUUCGGACAUAACAGGUUUCGAAGCGGAGCAUUUACUGAGACGAAAACCUGAUAUAAUCACACCAAAUGGGCUCAACGUGAAGAAAUUUGCAGCAAUUCAUGAAUUUCAAAAUUUACAUGCCGUUAGUAAAGAAAAAAUACACGAAUUUGUAAGGGGUCACUUUUACGGGCACUAUGAUUUCGAUCUGGAUAAAACCUUAUACUUUUUUAUUGCUGGACGUUACGAGUUUGGAAACAAGGGCGCCGAUAUAUUUAUCGAGGCUUUAGCUAGAUUGAAUCAUUACUUAAAAACAUCUAGACCUGAUAUGACCGUCGUGGCUUUCCUUAUUUUUCCAGCGCGAACUAAUAAUUUUAAUGUAGAGUCGUUACGUGGUCAUGCUGUUACCAAAUCUUUAAGAGAUGCAAUUAACGACAUACAACAGAAAAUUGGAAAGCGAAUGUACGAAUUGUGUCUUUCUGGUCGUAUGCCUGACACGCAAGAUCUUUUACAGAAAGAAGAUACCAUCAAAAUUAAACGGUGUUUAUAUGCCCUACAAAGAAAUGGAUUGCCUCCGGUUACCACGCACAAUGUCGUAGACGACUGGAACGAUCCCGUAUUAAACGCCAUCAGAAGAUGCAAUCUUUUCAAUACAGUCAAUGAUCGAGUGAAGAUAGUAUUUCAUCCAGAAUUCUUAUCAUCGACGAAUCCAUUAUUUGGGCUUGAUUACGAAGAAUUUGUCAGAGGAUGUCACUUGGGUGUCUUUCCGUCGUAUUAUGAACCUUGGGGGUACACGCCUGCAGAAUGUACAGUUAUGGGUAUUCCCAGUAUAACCACAAAUCUAUCUGGUUUCGGAUGUUUCAUGCAAGAACACAUAGCUGAUCCAAUGAGUUAUGGUAUUUAUAUCGUGGACAGACGAUUCAUUGGCCUGGAGAACACUGUUCAACAGCUUGCUCAUUAUAUGUUUGAUUUUGCACGACUGAGUCGUCGACAACGUAUUAUUCAAAGAAAUCGCACCGAGCGUCUUAGUGAUCUCCUUGACUGGAGAAACCUUGGCAUCUACUACCGCCAGGCCAGAAUCAAAGCUUUGACAAUCGUUUAUCCAGAACUCGCUUCUGAAUAUGCUGAAAGUGGAGUAGGACGUUUCAGUUAUCCUAGACCUAUUAGCGAACCACCGUCGCCUUCCUCUUCGAGACACACUACUCCUGCUGCGUCGGUUCACGGAUCCGACGAAGAAGACGAAGUAGACGAAGAGAAGGAGCUAGAGGAAUUACGCCAAACAACUGGCACAUAAAUGGUAAAAAGAUAUGGAAAAAUUAGUGGCGAAUAAUUGUGUAUAUUAGAUGAAUACGUGGAGACUUUACGAUAGUAGUACUAAUAAUUUGUUUAAUAUAGUCUCCCAUGAAGAGAAUUAUUAAAUUAUAUAAGACGGUUCAUCAUA
Molecule: messenger RNA, 2647 nt
Organism: Bombus impatiens (common eastern bumble bee)
Lineage: Eukaryota; Metazoa; Arthropoda; Insecta; Hymenoptera; Apidae
Gene: GlyS
Product: glycogen [starch] synthase
Exons: 12
Coding region: 422-2500 (692 amino acids)
Biological process (GO): glycogen biosynthetic process
Cellular component (GO): cytoplasm
Molecular function (GO): alpha-1,4-glucan glucosyltransferase (UDP-glucose donor) activity
Source: RefSeq, a predicted model, not a curated record